AUGGGAGAUAAUGCGGUAGAUGGUGAAGCAGAAUUAAUUCAAUUACGUAAAGAUUAUGGAGAAUUAAGGGAAAAGAAUAGAAAGUUGAAAGCCGAGGCCGAGAAAUACCAAGUCAUAGUAGGUAAUGCGACUAGUUAUAGAUUCGCUGACGAUGAUCAAAAUAAUCCUGUUCAUUUCAACGACGACAUUAAAAACUUGAAUGGAAGAAUCUCUAAAUUCAUUACUAAUUUGAAAAAUAACGUCGAAAUACAUUCGAAUAAGAUUUCAGAGCUCUUACGGGAUUAUAAGUGUAAUAAGGAAACCAUAAAAGAUAUGCAGCUCGUAAAGGAUGUAUUAAGACGUUUAGUAAUUGAAACUGUUAUUAAUGAAUUCGACAAAUUUUGUAAAUCAGAAAACUCUUGCCUUGAAACCGAAAUAAUGAAUGACUUAAAGCUAUUAGACAAAUUAAAUACAUUAACUAGUUCAAGAUCCGGUAACGACAUUAUGAAGUCAACUUUAAUAAAAAUACGCCAACAAAUUUAUGCUAUUCUCGGGAGCUUAGCAUUUGCAAAUACGGCUGACGAAAAAGAACACGACCAUCCGUUUAUAAAUAAUUGCAAGACGCAACUUAUUAACAAAAUAAAUCAAUAUCGCACUAUUACUGAUGAAUCUAAGAGAAAGGAAACUGAAAGACAGGUUUCAGCAAUUGUCCGUGACGUUAUUAGUAUAUUUUAUUUUCGAAGGUAUGCGCAGGAACCAAUAGUAAGUUAUGUGUGGGUCAAAAAUGACGAGCCUAUAGAUUCAUUAACUAUGACAGGCACUUGGAAUAAAGAUGAUGAAAUUGAUAAUUUGGUAGUACAAUUUUGCUCAUUUCCACUUUUUGGAGUAGAAUUAGAGGAUCAGGAUAAAAGACAAAUAUAUACUCCGGCAUGUGUUAUCGCAAAAGAGGAUACUCCAGAAACAAUAAGGCAACGCGCAC
This is a messenger RNA of Dentiscutata erythropus, 958 nucleotides long. The record is from the annotation of a GenBank genome assembly. Lineage: Eukaryota; Fungi; Glomeromycota; Glomeromycetes; Diversisporales; Gigasporaceae.